This is a messenger RNA of Pseudoliparis swirei, 4123 nucleotides long. Its product is annotated as sodium/potassium/calcium exchanger 3-like. Gene Ontology annotation, molecular function: calcium channel activity; calcium, potassium:sodium antiporter activity. Bases 161 to 2161 code for a protein of 666 amino acids. The record is from RefSeq and is a predicted model, not a curated record. Lineage: Eukaryota; Metazoa; Chordata; Actinopteri; Perciformes; Liparidae. The transcript has 17 exons. Gene Ontology annotation, cellular component: membrane. Gene Ontology annotation, biological process: calcium ion transmembrane transport; intracellular calcium ion homeostasis.
ACCACAUUGACAACUUUUAGUUUCUUUCCCCGUCCCCCUGCUGCUCGGUGGGCUCUGUUUGCCAUCCGUGCCCGGGGGGGUAGCAGCAGUUCCGUGGUUAAAAAUAAUAAUAAAGAAGAAAAAAGGAGGCAGCUUGUUUUUGUUUACUUCGGGGAUCCGCAUGGAUGUGGCAGCGGCAGAGGGGGCGUCUCAGCCGGGUAUCCGACUCCGGAAUCGGGCGACGCAAGUGAUGCCGAACCAGAAGAAGGUCCACGCGAGGCGGAAGAGACGAAAGGAGUUGGUUUUAAUCCAGAUUUGUCUGUUCGGCGGCUUGCUUGUGGUCGUGAAGGGGUUUUCCUACUUGGCGGAACAUUCAGGUUUCCGUGUCUCCAGCCACAGCGGCGAGGACCAGGAGAGAUGGGGAGGGAGGAGGCUACUGCAGGAAACGGACAACAGCAGCCUAGAGGACAUGGAGAAGGAAGACUCUAAGAACUGUACUGCUCCAGCUCUGCACGAGUUCCCUACAGACCUGUUCACCAACAAAGAGAGAACAGAAGGAGCCGUGGCCCUGCACGUCCUGUGUACCGUUUACAUCUUCUGUGCUCUGGCCCUUGUCUGUGAUGACUACUUCGUCCCAUCGAUGGAGAAGCUGUGUGAGCGUCUCCAACUCAGCGAGGACGUAGCAGGUGCUACCUUUAUGGCCGCUGGCAGCUCGGCUCCGGAGCUCUUCAUAUCCAUUAUAGGGGUUUUCAUAACCAAAGGUGACAUAGGUGUUGGGACCAUCGUGGGUUCAGCCGUCUUCAACAUCCUCUGCAUCAUCGGUGUGUGCGGCUUCUUCGCCGGCCAGGCAGUGAAGCUCUCUCAUUGGGCUCUACUCCGAGAUUCUAUUUUUUACACCUUUUCUAUCAUGGCACUGAUUGCGUUCAUCUACGAUGAGAAGGUGUGCUGGUGGGAGUCUCUCGUCCUGAUUCUCAUGUAUGUCGUCUACAUCGUCAUCAUGAAGUUCAACAACAGGGCCCACCGCUACUUUGACCGCCUCAAGAGGAGCUCUGUGAACCUGUCCAACGGGCUGACGGGGAGCACGGAUCUAGAGGACAAUGUCACGUGUGACGCCACGGCCGUCCUGCUCAAGAAAGUCAACUUCCACUCUAAGCCGUCUGUGCUGAUGGUGGACGAGCUGCUGUGUGCGUACCCCCACCAGAUGUCCUUCUGCGAGGCCGGCAUGAGGAUCAUGAUCACCAGUCACUUCUCCCCCAGGACGCGCCUCGCCAUGGCCUCUCGCAUGCUGAUCAACGAGAGACAAAGGCUGAUCAACACCACCGAGACCCGAGUCAACCGCGUCACCAACGGCGACCCCGACUCCACCGCCAGGGCUCAAGGGAGGCGGGGCUUAGUGAACGGGAUGGGCGGAGUUGAGCCGGGUCUGAACGGGAGGUGUGGACUCCAGCGGCUGGAGUCCGGCAACGAGACCGAGAAGGAAAACGAGGAUAACGAGAACAACGAGAACGACGAGGACGGAGAGGGAGAGGAUGGCGAUCACGGCCCCCUGGUGCCUUUCAAAGUUCCAGCCGGGGCCUGCAACAAGCUGAAGUGGCUCACCAUGUGGCCACUGUCCCUGCUUCUGUUCCUCACCGUGCCCAACUGUGCCAAGCGGCGCUGGGAGAGGUGGUUCAUGGUCUCCUUCUUUACCGCCACCCUCUGGAUCGCUGGCCUCUCCUACAUCAUGGUCUGGAUGGUGACUGUGAUCGGCUUCACCCUGGGCAUUCCAGACGUCAUCAUGGGCAUCACCUUCCUGGCAGCAGGCACCAGCGUCCCAGACUGCAUGGCUAGUGUUAUAGUCGCACGGCAAGGUCUGGGGGACAUGGCCAUCUCCAACUCCAUUGGCAGUAAUGUGUUUGACAUCCUGGUGGGCCUGGGCCUGCCCUGGACGCUGCAAACGCUCUGCAUCGACUACGGCUCUGAAAUCCAUCUCAACAGCAAGGGGCUCAUAUUCUCAGUUGGACUCCUGCUUGCCUCCGUAUUCGUCACAGUUCUCGGCGUCCACCUGAACAAAUGGACUCUGGACUGGCGACUGGGCCUGGCCUGCCUCAUCCUGUACGCCAUCUUCCUCUGCUUCUCCAUCCUCAUCGAGUUCAACGUCUUCAUCUUCGUCAACCUCCCCAUGUGCCGAGACAUCCACUGACCUCCCCCCUCCUGCCUCUGGUCGAUAGAGGAAACCUCACCUGGCUUCCAGUUUCUCUGCGCCUUGAAAACAAGUCCGACCUUUUUCUUUUCUUUUCUUUUAAUAGAAAGAUAGAGCUCUUUCGGUGCAAUAACACCAUAAGUUGUAGUUAGUUUGUUGGGACCAGAACGCAGAGAUGGCCUCCGAUCGUCUCAUGAACCCAAAGGUCGUGUUGGGCUCCUGCUGCUGAAGACGCUGCUGCUGGCUGGAGGAACCAGAGAGAUCCUGCACUAACGGACCUUUUUAGCUGGAUUCUUUGUUACUCUUUGUAAAAGUUUGAAUAUAAGCACACCACUUAGGUAUUUCGAAUUCAAACCUGGCAUUCUCUGUGUAAAUAUACAUAUGUAUGUAAAUAUAUAUAAUAUUAGCUGGUACAUGGGAUUCUCUUCUGCACCACUGCAUCAGGGCUUGCCGAGCCGUCGUGAUCUGGUCCAGAUGUGUCCGUGCUCAGCACCAGCUACACAGCAUGCUGUAGUCCAGAUGUGUUAACACACUGUUCACAUACAACACACGUCUGCUUCCUUCUUCUCAAGUAUAAUAAUAUUGAAUAAAUGACACAUAGCUAAAGCGUCUGCUCUGAGGGAACUGACAUCCAUCACUGUCACUUUAGAAGUAUUAUUCCAUCGUUGCAAAGCGUCUGCAGCUACUCUCAACAUAGAACUACUGAAUUUACAGUCCCCUCUAGACGGUAGACGUCAUGUUCAUACUAAAGAAUCAUUUUUGAGUGUAAUACUUGUAACUGCUUUAAGCCAAAAGUAUUUUUAAAAUAGGAGUAAGAAAUGUUAGAUUUGGACUUAAGAGUUAGCGUGAGUGCCCUGUGCGCACGUGUGUGUGUGUGUGUGUGCACAUGCAGCCAUGUCACAGUCUCGAGGGGGAGCCAAGGCAUUACUGUUACUGGGAAGACAUGAUCAUGAUUUAUUUAUGAAUUAAUUUAUUCAAAGAUCAUGUCUAACCACCAGUUUCAGCCCUUUGCACAGGCUUUACUGUAUAGUUAGGUAAGGUAUUUACUGGAGCGUACCUAACAUGUAAUAGUACUGGGAACUGACUUGAUGUUGUUUAUAUCUAAUAAUAGUACUUUAUAAUGUAUACGAUUUGUAUAGUUUGGAAAGAUAUUGCAACAUUUGUAUAUUGUACAAACACAUGGGGGGGGGGGGGGGGGGGAUUCGGUGAGACACGCCACGUUUAUCACAUGAGUGGAAGACAAUCCAGUGGUGUGAUGAAGAGUCACUUAACAUGGUUUCUUAAACACAGGGGGCAUAAACACAGGGAUUGCUUAACACUGCUUAAACUCUCUGCCAACACAUCCUGCUUGUCUUUGAGCCCCAAACAAACAAACACCUGUGUCAACAGUAUUCAGCAUGAGUUCUGACAAAAUGUGGGAGCUAUGUAUUUCAAUGUUUUACCUUCAACGAUUCUCGUUGAGAAUUCUCAUAUUAAAUAAAGUUGCCGCUUAGUAAAACAACAAAAAAAGAAAGGGAAAAGAAAGCCUCCUCUGUAGGAGUUGCUGCUCUUCCUGCAGCCACCAGAGGGCGCUGAUGAGCGCUGUGGGUCAUUUACACAGCCGGUACGAGGCGGUGAGGGAGUAUUUACACUGCAGGGGUGCUCAAUACGUCGAUCGCGAUCGACCGGUCGAUCGCGGCGACCUGCCAGUCGAUCGCGGCGUUGUAUGGUAGUUCGCAUGAUAUUAAAAAAAAUUGGCCCGCCCCCCUGUCACUUUCUCUAUGGCGCCACAUUACAGCAGCAGCAUGUCAUUUAUGUCUCUACGUGUCGCGUUAACAGUCCUCUGCCCGCCGUCUCGUGCACCGCGGAGCUCCGACACCGGUUUGCGCGCAUCGGGACGGAGCAAAAUAAAAGUCUAGCACCCCCCGUCAACAAUCCUUCAAGGCUCGCGCGCGACUCUCACUAGCACCCCCCCCCGUCGGU